AGUUUUUUUUUUGUUUGUGCCUCCCAGUUCUACGUAGGGAAAGUAAGUAGUCAUUGGGCUCAGUUGUACUUGUUGCUUACUCAUUUAUGUUGGAAGAACAUGCUGGGAAUUGAACAUGACCGACCGCAGCUCCUGCACCAAACACAGAUGAAGUAAAAAAAAUGCCUGUUGAAUAAAAGUUUAAAAGAUCUUCGGGCAGAUCCGCCAGAAGCUGCAUCAUGCUGGCGGAGGAGGAUUUCAAGCACGGCACACUCGCCGACGUGCACGGCCAAGCGCGGAGCCCGACCCGGCGCAAUGCCUUCCUGGCCCAGGAGAAUGCCGUCUACAAAGAGGAAGUUAUGUUCACGUGGAACGUGUAAUCAAUGGAAAAUCCUUAUCCUUUCCGCUCUGCAGCGUUUUCUCUGUGUUAGGGAAGCCGUUGAAAAUGCAUUUUUUUCUAUGUGCUAUCUGUCUCUGUUAAAGAUAAAGUGUGGUAUAUGCUCAGCGCUCACGUUGGCGCAGUUGCCAAUCUCUUUGAUGAUGGUCACGCACGUGCCAGUCUUUUGAUAGGGCAGGAUAGUCACGAUACAGAGACAACAAAUACAAAUGGAAAAACCCGGGCUUCCCUGCGCAGGAAUUUCAUUGUGAUAGCGGGUACCGACGAUUGAACGAUUGCGUGCAGCACCGACGAGAUUUCACACUGCACGGAUGCGUAUCGGAAAGAAAAAUUGCGUAGGUGUUAAAUGGAAAUGAGAUGUGAAAUCCGAAUCCGUGCAAGCAUAGCCGGAACUGCGAUGCGGCCCUGUUGUCUCUUUGCAGGUUUUCUGAAGAUUGGAGGCAUGCACAGCUCCUGCAGAUUAAUAUUCACUUUGGGUAUGAGAAGAUUCAUAAAGGCAGAUUCUUCUGAGCCACCCCGCUUGGUUUUUUUUUCGACACUGCUUGCAACUCAUACAAAACAUCUUCAAAACCGUGCGCCAUGGGUAAGCUAGCAUGUCUGUUGGUGUACUGUUAUUGAUUUGCAUCUUUUUUCCUGCUCGAAAAUCAAAAGUUGUAAGAUUAGCACUAUGUUCUAGUUUUGGGGCGUGAGCCUGAUCGUCCAUCUCACAGUACCGCACAGAAAAUUUGAUUUUCGACACGAUUUUCGAGCCCUCUGGUUCUUCUGAACGAGUCACCGUGGCUGCUGUUUUGCACCCCCUCUCUGAGCGGCCAAAUUGUGAAAUACUUGUACUCUACUCAGGUGUACGCCGGGGCAGCGAGAAAGGUUGGGGGUGCUUUUCGGCGUUGCAGUGUACCAUCCGGUGGAAAGGCAGGUUCGCGCGAUGGAGGAGUUUUUGACUGUGUCCUAUGUGGGGAUUCUACGCAUUGCGAAUAUGUCUAGGUCUGGGAGCAGAUGCGAAUUUGUCGUGCGCACUCGGAUGAGGCCAAAAUCUGGUGAUGCAUGAAAAAACGGACCAGUGUCGCAAGGUUUGUCAUGCAAAAGCGCGAUUUGUCAAAAAAUGAAAAAUCUGUCAUGCCCGGCUCGUUUUUAAUGGAGUGGCUAGCGUUGCAAGUUUAAGUUUCCAGACCCGGAUCGAUAUUUGCAUUCUGGAUAGAUUCAGGACGUGAUCAAUUUGUUCUACGAUCCGGUCUCCGAGGAGGAGUGGCUGAUGCGGCCCCCGGAGGAGGAGCCGCGACACGACAUCUACUACUCGCCCCGUGGCAAGCCGCCGUGGAACUUCCGCGAGAAGCUGGACGACAUGGGGCAGUCCCUGCGGAACUUGCCGUCCGUGCCCGAGCCUGCGGCGGGAUCCCCCCGGGGCCGCCGCCCGGACAUGGAAGAGGUGAAGGUGCGGACCGAGGAGCGGAAAAAACUGUUGCUGAAGUGCAUGGAAGAAGUCAAGGCAGCGGAACAGCAGCGCCUGGACCUACCCAAGGCGAACGGGCUCAGUCUGAAGGAGCUCGUCGCCGGGGGUUUGUUGGAGGAAGAGUUUGCCCGCAAGGUGUGCGCCGACAUCCAGAACGUGGGCCUGGAGUCGGGGAAGACCCCUGCGUAUCUCCAGCCGCGGACUAGUCCGCACCGGGGUGGAGCUGGUAGCACAACAAGCACCGCCGCCGCGGAAGCCCAAAAUAGUAACCCGUUUGCAAGCUUUAGCUACGACACAACCGAGAUUACCAUCGGCGAUUUCUUGAAGCGCCUCACCAAGCCGGCGUACCGCAAGUUGCUCGCGGACGAGUUCGAGUUUCUGCUGCACAAGAAGCGCAUCGCCACCGAGUCCAAAGAUGCUCGUCUGGAGGUUGGCAUGAACGAGCAAGUUGAGAAGGAGCUCGGGUUGCGCAGAGACGGUCGGGUUUUUCCGCAAAGUGAUGAGGACCUCGACUUGCUGGAGCCGGAGAGCAGAGGCGCGGCUGCUGCCGAGCGGGCUGCGGACCAGGUGAGCGAGGAGAUAGUUUCCGAAGUGGUCACUACUGACGAAGAGCGAGGAAAAGGACGGGAGACGGGAAGGAAAGCGGACGCUGGUGUCACACGCGAAGCAGACGUAGACGUACAACCCGUUCUCGCGGGUGAAGCCGCACAGCUCGAGAAAAGUGUCGAAGCAGAAAAGAUUGAAGUGCUUCUCGCAGCAAAGCAGGACCUUGUUGCUGAAUCUGCCAGCCCCGCACGAGAAGUCGAAGAUAUUCUCGGCCUUGUCGGUGUUGGGGCGCAGCCGCAAGCGUCGCCUGAGCAGCAUGCAAUGGACGACAUUCUUGCGGGCUUGGAGGGUGCUCUAGGGGAGGACGGCGUUAGCGAUUUGGACGGGGUGGUGUCGGUACAGUCACUGGGCGGCUCGGGCGCAGCUGCGGUAGACGUGAUGGAGGAGCUCCCGUCGAGCGACCAUCCGGAACAAGUAGACCUGGCUUUUGAGUCGUCGUUUAACGUCGUCGCCCAAGGGCUAGAGGAGUUUCUCGAGAAGCAAGAUCCGGUCGAUUAUUCAUCAAAAUCGCUCACGGCUACGUUCGAGUCUGAGCUCCCCGCGUCGGAGCUAGCGUGUUGAAAAGUGCUCCUACAGCUACCCCAGAACUUGGAAGCAUUUGGAUUGCAAGUCUUCUCAAUGCAAAUAUUCCGCAUUUUGCAUGUAUCAGCAUCGCAAACAGUCGACGGUGAAUGAUCGCAAAAAUUUGUAUUGCGAAAGAGCCCAGCAACAGCCCGGCCUGUGAUGUAUAAGACGCAUCACUUGCCUAGAUUCUGCACCAGAAAGACUCGUGGGAGUCCUUUCGUGCAAGGCAAAGAGCAGUUUCUGUUACUGUUUGGCUUUGGAAACUUUGCAUCAGAAACAUUUCCACUUUCCGGGGACGAUGGGGCGCUUUUCAAUGUAAUAGUAGGUUCUCGAGAAGGACCAGUCUUCGUUUACCGUGGCCGCGGCCGCGGGCGGCGAUUCCGCCUCGAGUUGGCAUGCGGGCGACCCUGGUGCGGCCAGCGCCAACGCCCAAAACAGCAACCGGGGUGGUCCCGAGGCCGAUUUGUUCGGUCUGCAGGAGAGCGGCGAGGAGAAUUCGGAGGCAAUGGAACAAGAAGCGGCGACGUUUUCAUCAAAACAAAAGAAUGACACCCACAUCUCCGCGGAAGAAGAAAAAUAUUCGGAGGAGGCCUUUGAGGACGAAGACGAACAACCUGCUGAAGGAGACGACGCAGAAGUAGAUCCGGUCCUCGCGCCGAGCGCUUCGACAUCUUCUCGUCGCCGCGCGACGGCGGCUGGGGCGGUUGAACAAGAAGCAGAGGAUGAAGAAAGAGACGCGGAAAGCAGCGAGGUGGUGGAUCUCUGCGAGGCGGCGUCCAUCGACCGGUCUCUGGUAUCCACUCUGAAUCGGUCCGUCAUUGAGGAGCUGGACGGCGCGGCGCACGAGGUCGAUACGGACGCUGGCGCGGGCGGGCAGAAUACCACCACCUCCAGCUCUUUUGCCAAGGGGUCCACCACUCGAAGCAGCAAGCCGAUGCGCCCGGCGGUCUCGCCGGUCGCGGAGCACGCGCGCUCUCGGUCCGCGUCGCCCACGACCGGGAAGGACGAGUCGGAGAACAAGCCGCAGUUUCUGCGGAAGCCGUGGCUGCCAUCGGGGACGCCGGCGACGGGCGCGGCACUCCUGAUGAGUUUGAAGAUGGAGCCUGAUCAACAUCAUGAGCCCGGAAAUAAUAAAGCCUCGGUUGACGGCGCAGAAGACGAUGGUGAGGUGGCGGAGAAACAGCGAAAGGAGCAGCAGAAGCAGAUACAGACUCAGAUUUUGAAAAAAAAGGCGCACGUGCAGUGGCUGGAGCAGAAGAUGAGCAGCACACAGGUAAUGUACGAGCAGGAGUUGGAGCAGCUGGCGCAGUUGAAAAUCGAGCGCAGCCGCCGACAGCUGCCGAUGAGCAAAACCACGAGUGGGCACUACGCGAGCACCCCGCGUACGCGCAGCCUGCCACCGUUUCUCCUGAAUAAAUUGGGUACCCCGACGACCUCGGCGAAGAAGCCCGUGGACAGCGUGAUCCCCAGCCACAAGCUGAUUCCGGGAGCCCUGAUGGCGGUCAGCGCCGGCAUACACCACACGCAGCACGCCGCCGCGCUGGCCGAGCAGGCGGACCACCAAAGGGUGCACUUGGACACGGCGAGUACCAGCCACCCGACCACCGCGGGGAGCGGCGGCGGGGACCACGGCUCUUCCUCGCAGCACCGGGCGAAUAAACACAAGCGGGGCCACCUGUUCCAGAAGGAUCCGUUCACGGACUUUCUGAACGCGCAGAACAAAAAGAGCCGGAUCUCGGAGCGCGUGUUUCGCAGCCCCGAGAUUAUGGCGGACUGGAUGCACGGCGCACGGGAGGAGGCCCGCCUCACCUACCGGUUAACGCGUUUGAAAACGUCCGACGAAUUGUUCCACGACCACCUAUUUUUUUCCCCCACCGGUCAGAGGGUGAUGAAGGAGCGGCAGCUGAUCAUGGGGGAGAAGACGCCGCCGACGCUCCGGAAAGAGCUGAAGACGCUGCGGAAGCUGCGCAAACUCGUGAAGCGGAGCGGGUGGCAGAUCUGCCACGACGAGAACGUGAUCGGUGCGGGCGAGCUGGGGGAGAAAAGGCUGGAGGAGGUAAAGCAGUCACAGUUUUUCAAGAGCUUCACCGCCCGCGACGAUCUAUGCAUUGCAAAUAUGUCUGCGUCUGGAAGGAUGCAACUUGUGACGCGGCCUUUGGAUUCUACAAAAAUCUGUAUUGCGUGAGCAGCAAGAGGAGUUCAGUUUUUGCCACGCAGAGGGGGCAUUUCUCAUCCGGUAUAGGCAUCAGGAAGCGCUCACAAAAUCUGUGAUGCUGGGGCAUGCAUCACCGGCAUCAUGAAUCAUGCAAAAUGUGCAUGAGAAAUCUCACAGCCUUCCAGACCCAGACAUUUUUGCAUUUGAUACGAUCUGUUGACGGACAAAAUGCUGGAGGAGGCGGAAUUGGUGCGGGACGAGGAUGAAAAGGACCAGGCCGAGCAGCAGAUCGACGCCAAGCGGUUGGCCAAGCUAAAAAAGGGAGCGGCCCACAAGGCACGGGCCAUGCGCUUCCUCCAACAGGGCUCCAUGUUUAUGGGAGCAGUCAAACACGCAAAGCGAGAGGAGAUACAGAUCUAGUAGUAGAACACAAUCAACAAGAAGGUUUGAUAUUAUUAUUUGUCCUGGUCGUGCGCGGUGCGCCGCCAGGGUGAGAGCCAUCGCAGGGGUCUGCUUGUUUGGAGUCGGGCGGUUGCAGCAUCCUCUCGUUAUUUCCAGGAGCUCCAAGUUCUUUUUUUGAUAACGUCUUCACUGAUGCUGGACUUAGAUUUCAAAAUAAUGAUACAGCGUUCUUUCUAUACUCAGUUUUUUGAUUUAAAAAACUUUCUGGUACAAUAGAUAUAGAGCUACAUCGUGUUUUGGCCUCUUCUGGUUGUCAUGGUUUGUUCUUAAUCACGCACUUUCUGUUUCACCAAUCUGCAGAAUAUGGAUCGAUCACAUCUGUUUUCAGGACGUCAGUGAAUUUCCAUACAUUUAUUUUUUUACACACAUUUUUCUCUUCUUGUACAUAGGUUUGAAUUUGCCAUUUGUAAAAGGGUUGGACUGCCCUUAGAUCUCCGAUGUCAUUGUUAUUUUUGCCGGGUGAGCUCAGGAUACAAAAUUCAAAAUGCAUGUCAGCUAAAAAAAAAUAUUCUGGUAGCGGAGUUGAAAA
Messenger RNA from Amoebophrya sp. A120, 6139 nucleotides. The record is from the annotation of a GenBank genome assembly. NCBI's taxonomy places the organism in Eukaryota, Dinophyceae, Syndiniales, Amoebophryaceae.